This is a messenger RNA of Ostrea edulis (European flat oyster), 3610 nucleotides long. RefSeq lists its product as uncharacterized. The transcript has 18 exons. The record is from RefSeq and is a predicted model, not a curated record. Bases 471 to 3131 code for a protein of 886 amino acids. Lineage: Eukaryota; Metazoa; Mollusca; Bivalvia; Ostreida; Ostreidae.
GGUCGUUGGAUUCACGUUCCCAUUACGGGUUGCUAAUUGGCCUUGGAUUAAAACUGACUCUCGCAUGUGUAUUGCUACAUGAACAACUGUGCGCAACUAUAUCUCCAUGCUUUCAUGGAUUAACACCGGAUUAAUGUUAAUACAUGGAAGGAGGAUUAUACCAGUGCUUAUUCACCGACGACAAUAUUCUUUGCAUCUGUAGGAACCUAUCGGACGCCAAACUCAGAAACUAACGGGGCAUGUAGUCUCUCAUGAAGUCUCGGUUCCUCUUUCUAAAUGGGGUUUCUGUGCUAUCAAUGGACAAGUGCUCUCUUUUGAAGUACUGAUAAUGCCAUUCUCGUCUCGAACUUAUGUGUUAAGAUGCCAUAACUGACCGAGUCUCGGUGGUGUUUUCAUUGUUCUAAACUUUGACAGUGAAUCUAGCAUAUGAAGGAAUGUACUCUGCGUCCUACAAGUGCUGAAUCGAAAUUAUGAUGAAAGACAUGAACCUAGUAUCUGAGGAGAAGUUGGCGAGGAUCAAAAAGAAUUCCAGAAUUGUGUCUCCUUGGAAACGAAAGCCAUUCAAGGCUUUGAAAUCUGAUCCAGGACUACCAAUAAAGGAUAAAGGAUUCGAUGAUAGCUCAGAUGACACAUUGUCCUUGAGCCGGUCUGGGACUUUCUUUGACUUUGACAAACAGAUGACGUCGACUGACCCCCAGCGAAGUCAACAUCACCACUUCCUUAGGCGUAUGUCUUCUUUCAAUCUUACCAAGUCGUACACGAUGCCUGACCUCUUCGAUUCGUCGACAAAACUCAAGGACAUACACGAAGAAUCUCUGAUGCGUCGAAAUUUUCGUGAAAAUCUAGUCAAGAGACGCCUACACACAACGCAAAAUGUGAGUGUACACCCGCUAUCCAACAGUCGUAAUAAACUGGAAAAGUUACAUGAAAUUUUAUUACAUAGUCCCAUUCCAACUGACAACCCUCAUUUAGUGGUGUCGGCGGAGGAAAAGAAACUAGUGGCCGAUUCACGGCGGAAAAGUGUAGAAGAGUCCGGUUUGUGGCAGCUAGCCUCGGCACAAGUGUUCAAAAUUAAGGCACAGAAAACCAACAGUUUAGAAGACCACGCCAUGGCUAUGUUUACAAGAAAGGUCGCCAUAAACAAGAUGAGACAGAGGAUCGAGAAGAAGCUGGAUUUACCCAAAGACCACUUCUCUAGAGUCGCCACUCUGCGCAGCAAUGUACAACACAUAGAACGUCGGUUCCGGAACAUCGUGCAUGGCUCCUCCACGGACGCAGGCGGCUCCACCAGUAUCCAUGCUCUGCAGCGGUUCAACGUAGAGGACGAGCAGAAUAGAGACCCUAAGUUUAUGAAACCAGGGGAAGCCCUGCAGUUCUUUCGUCGAUAUGCCAGAAUCGUUCUCAUCAUUCUAAAAUGGAUUGAACUCAUAAUGGACUCAAGCGAGGGAAACAAGCUGGAGAGAGAGCUGAAGUCGUUCGUGGACAUCGCUAAUGAGGUCUCUGAUGAUAAUGUGUCCAGGACCAUGGAUGAGUAUGGAUUGUCGUUUGACAAAAACUACUUUGUAGCCAGAAAGGAGAUAUCAUUAACACAGGACCACAGAAAAACGUUAACUACUCGUUGGAAUUUUCGUACUCCUGAAAUGAUCAAACAGGUCAUGCACGGCCUGCAGGCGUUGCGAUCUCUAUCAGAGUAUCCGCUCGUGACGCAGGAAAAACUCUGCCAGGUCGCCUGGUACCAAACGCUUGGACCAAAGAAAGCAAUAGUCCGUCAGGGUCAUGACGCAGAAUCAUUCUAUUUUAUUUUGGCUGGAACUGCAUUUGUUAAAAAAAUGAUGACAGACACAAACAGUGGUGAAACACGUCUCAAUACAGUGGCUCGUUUGACAAGAGGCAUGAGCUUUGGAUACUCAUGGGAAGAUGGGGAAAUUGGUCUGAUUUUUAACACCAAGAGAACAGCUACUGUGGAGAGCGCGACCUCUAUGGAGUUGUUAGUGAUAGGGAAGGACGAUUUCAACAGAAUAUUCAUGAAUGACAACGAUGAAGAGGAAUCGGAGCAUGUCAAAUUUUUAAGACAAGUUCCCAUCAUGCAACACUGGCCAAUGGAUUAUCUAAGGGGAGAACCCGGGACGUGUAUUCUUCAUUACUUUAAACGGGGUACACUUGUGUCAGACGAUGGGAAGAAAAGUGAAUGGCUAUAUUUCAUUAAAUCGGGUUCCUGUGAAGUACUGAAAAAGCUACGAAAUGUAAAAGCACGAAAGUCUAGUCAAAUAAAAAGAAAACCUGAUCCGAUCACGGAAAUAGUUCUGCCGGAACUUGGAGGAGGACCAGAUUCUAAAGUUGAUAGUGGACAGCGUAGGAAAAAACACAAACUUUACAUGAACACCGAUGUAUUCCAAGACAUGGCAAAUUAUUAUGAGGCCCUGAGAAGGAAAUUAGCUAAGGAGGGAAGUGAUAGGCCCAACGAAGACGAUGUCCACCUUCCUCGUCUUUCCCUAAGCCCUCACAACAACCUUGUCACUGUACCAGAAACGAAAGAUGAGGACAAUCUUGAACCUCAAAAUGACUUAGAUGUACAAAAUGGAUCCAAAGAGGAGAAAAUUUUGUGCAUCCCCCCAGUGGGUUGCAGAAGUCCAUUUUCAAGUGUAUCCGAGAGUAGAUUUAUGGCGGGACCAAAUGUCCGAUAUAAAACUCAUUUUAUAAUGCCAACAUCCGCCAUGUUGAAGAAAGACGAACCUCUGAAACAGAUAGAGGGAUCAGAAGAGGACGAUACCUCAAAGAAUCACUGUGUAUUUGUCAAACUCGCCCUUCUACAAAGCAAAGACGUCUUUGGUUUGGAUACAUUGACGGGGUGGGGCAGUGAAGAUUUAGACGAUAUGCUAAAUGACUCUCCAACAACUUGUCUGGUCAGCAAAGGAGCAGAAAUAGUGAUGCUUUCGAAGAAAGUGUUCCUGAAAUACAUCAAUGAAAGUGUACGCAAUAGCCUGCGCGAGUCUAUCCGUGCUUAUCCACGUGAACAAAAACUGCAGGAGAAUUUUCAAAACAAGCUUGACUGGGAGGAUUAUAAAAGUUCUUUGCUUACCACAAUACUACACAACCCGGUUGGGAGUUUUGUGUCGCCAGUCAAUGUGUAACUCUAGAUGUUAGAGGAAAAAUUUCAGUGAGUGGAAAUGUGGAGAUCCCUAAAGAAUUUGUGAAUAAACCAGCUUAAAAUUUUAUUUAUGCACAACAAAAACAAAUAUUAACAACAGAAAGAGGAAGAAAAGCAACAUAAGUAAUCCAAUGAUGAAAAUACCACAUAUAUAUGUUGAAGUUACAUAAUGCCUUAAAAUUGCUUCAACCUCAAUAUACAUGUAUAAUGAACAAAUGCAUGAAGUAUACAAUAAAUCGCAUCAUUCACAGUGCAGGAGUUUGAAAAUGGUCAGUAAAAUCGUUUUUCAUAUGUUUAUUUAAGGGCAAAAUAGCAUCACUCCAUCAAAGCCAUUAAUUUUUUUCAUUUCAAAAUCAAUAUACACUACACUGUUUUAUGUUUGAAGCUCUGAAAGAAUGUACAGAAUGACAUUAUAUUUUGUUGGUACACCACAAUGUAUGAAUAAAUGGCCACUGACUGUUA